Molecule: messenger RNA, 2532 nt
Organism: Anarrhichthys ocellatus (wolf-eel)
Lineage: Eukaryota; Metazoa; Chordata; Actinopteri; Perciformes; Anarhichadidae
Product: cytosolic 5'-nucleotidase 1A
Exons: 6
Coding region: 574-1338 (254 amino acids)
Biological process (GO): adenosine metabolic process; nucleotide metabolic process
Cellular component (GO): cytosol; cytoplasm
Molecular function (GO): nucleotide binding; 5'-nucleotidase activity; magnesium ion binding
Source: RefSeq, a predicted model, not a curated record
AAGGUGAGGAAGGAAGGAAAGAGGGAGCAGAUGAAGGUUUUCUCACCGUGAACCUGAAGCUGAGGCAAACUUUCCCUCCUUCUCUUCUUUACCAACGGUCCAGACCCGGUUACAAAACCCGCUACAAGCCGGGUCAAAUCUGCUCCAAACCGGUCCUCUUCUAGACCCGCUCCAGACCACCUCCCUUCUCUCCCUCGAGCUACUCAGUCCAGCUGUGGAGGUUUUUAGGCGGUAGUUAAAAACCAAGUUAAAAAAGGCGAAACCGUCCGUGUCUACCUGUCCAUAACAAUCACUGUGCCGUGGGCGGGGUAGCCCGGAAGUGACGCCAUCACGCUGUGCUCUUAAAGCGAACGUCCGAAGCGCAGUCAGGCGGAACCUUUAGAGGCGGAACCUUUAUGAGCGGAACCUUAAACGGGCACUUCUCUGUUUCUGGGGGGAACUUUUAACUAAUUUAGUUUCACAGCCAGUUCAGUGGUAGUACUGUGUUGAGACAUGUGAAUAAACUGGUAGAUUCAGCUGUCAAGACUGCAUAUAACUGCUUAUAACCUGCGUUGUUUCAGCUAAGAGGCGGACAUGCUCUCCACGAUCCAGAACACCGACGUGAAGCAGAAAGAUGCUGAUCGUGCAGUCGUCGUUGCGGUCACGACUCGUGCAGUGUUUGAAUCUGAUGAUGGUGAUGGUGUGUACGGAAUGGGCGUUGCUUUCCCGUUGCUGCAGGCGCUGCAGAGAGUGAACCAACGCCUGCUGGAGGAAAAUCCUGCUGAGUCGCUGCUGUUUGUUGUCGUCCUGAUCACCACCGACAGCCAGCAACAGCAGCAGAGCUCCCUCAUCAUCAGCAGCACCAGACAUUACGGUCUUGAAGUCGGCCGGUUCUGCUUUUCCAGUCAGGAGGAUUUCAUCGAGAGUUUACUGAAAAAUGAUGUGCAGCUCUUCCUGUCGACGGACAGAAAUGAGGUGCUGCAGGCGUCACAGAAAGGUGUUCUCUCGGCGGUGCUGGACCGGCAGGUAGCUCCGCCAGAGCAGCUCAGAGUGAUAUUGUGCGGGGACGCCGUCGUCCGGCCCGACACUGGCCCGGUGCCGGCGAGCCAACAGGCCGCCCAGAGUUUCUCGGCUCGGCUCGGCGAGAUGCGGCGGAGGUUCGGCAUGCUGGACAGCCCCCUCAGCAUCGUCCUGGUGACGUCGAGCGGGGGCAGGGAGAGCUGCGGCGUCGCCCUGCGGACGCUGCGGUCCCGCGGGCUGAGCGUGGACGAGGCGUACUGUCUGGCCGGGGCCCCGCGGAGCCCCAUCCUGUCCGUGCUGCGACCUCACUUCCUGCUCAGCGACGGCGUCAUUGACUGAUGACAUCAUGAGGGGGGAGUGCACUGUCACAUGACCUCACAAGAGCUCCACUGUGUCUUUAAACCAAGUUGCCUAAACCGCAGAAUAAAUUUCAAGUCAACAAAUGUUUUCAGCUCAUUGAGCCUUAAAGAGCCAAUCAGUGAUAAAUUAUGUAAAGCUAAGCCCCGCCCACCACCAACAUUCCAACCACAGGAUUGGACACUGUCACACAGCAGUAAACUAGUUCUAUAUCUUUUGAUGACUAAUGUGUGUUUUAAUUUGAGCUCUCUUAAUUGGAUGAUAUAAAUAAACCUGAAUAAAUCACAAACGUUUCACCCUGUAGUUAACUGUAUUAUCACUUUAACUCUGAUCCUGUUAUUAAUGAGGAGAAAUGUAUACUACUAAAUUGAACUCCUUGUGUUUGACUGUUGAAUCUUAAUGGUGGGAUGGCUCCAGUUUCAUUAUCUACACGUAUUUGAAAGCUUCUGUUGUAAAUGUAGAAACGUUCUGCUACUUUGUCUGUUACUUUGCGUUUACUUGCAGCGGUAUGUUGGAUUACUGUCUGUAUUUUGAGUUUCUUCAUGUCCUCUGCUGCUCCGUCACUUAGUUUUAGACCAGCUCAGCUCAGGAUGUUGAUAAAACAGCUUCACCUGUUUCUAAAGCUCUGUAUGCACAUAUAAAAUAUUUUUAAAAUGGAAAUGCAGUUAUGUUUUUGUAGCUGUGGUGUUUAAAAAUGACCAGCAGAUAGCAGCAGAGAACUUUAGUCAGUAAAGUGUUUAAGACACAAACAGGCAGAUAAUACAAAACAACUGGCUGUUAAUUACAUUAUUGUUUUUUUAAGAGGGUUCCAGGGUCCUUGGAGAGGCAGCAUUGUUCCUUGACAAGUUUCUAGGUUUCCAUAAAUAAAUUACAGGAAUCUUUGGGGAAGUUUCAGGUGUCAUUGAAGAGGCUCCAGUGGUCCUUGAUGGGUUUCGUCUGUAGUCCUGAAUGCUACAAAGGCCCUUGAGACGGUUCCAGGUGUCCUAGAAGAGGCAGCAGGGGUCUUUGGGGUCCUUGAACAUUUGGAGUUUUGUCGUCUGUCUUACAGGCUGUUGGACAUCUAUCCAUCCACAGUGACUGGAAGUACUGAGAUGUCAUUUACUUCCUGUGUUGUGCACUGAUUUACCAUUUUUGUCUUUCAUUAAAGUCUGUACGUUUGGUUUUACUGAGAUUUUA